Messenger RNA from Liolophura sinensis, 3649 nucleotides. Its product is annotated as exosome complex exonuclease RRP44-like. The coding region runs from base 1 to 2865 and encodes 954 amino acids. Lineage: Eukaryota; Metazoa; Mollusca; Polyplacophora; Chitonida; Chitonidae. The transcript has 23 exons. Gene Ontology annotation, cellular component: cytoplasmic exosome (RNase complex); nuclear exosome (RNase complex). Gene Ontology annotation, biological process: rRNA catabolic process; nuclear mRNA surveillance of mRNA 3'-end processing. The record is from RefSeq and is a predicted model, not a curated record. Gene Ontology annotation, molecular function: RNA binding; endonuclease activity; 3'-5'-RNA exonuclease activity.
AUGUUGAAAUCAAAGACUUUCGUUAAGAAAACGAAAAAAGGUGGUGUCAUGAAAAUAGUGAGAGAGCACUAUUUGCGAGAUGACAUAACGUGUGGCUGUGAGGGGUGUGUCGCGUGUGGGAAGGAGAAUCCCCGAACUCUGGAAAAAUGUCCAGAUCGUUUGUCUACAGACCUGUGCGCUCAUCCUUACUACCUUGUUCCUGACACUAAUGUCGGCCUACAUCAGAUUGAUGUCCUUGCUGAUUCACAGGUCACUAAUGUGAUUGUGCUACAGACAGUGCUAGAAGAGAUCAAGCACAGGAGUUUGCCUGCAUACAAGAAGAUCAAAGAUGCUUUAGCUAAUCCAGAUAAACAUUUCUACAUUUUCUCCAAUGAAUUUCACAGAGACACAUACGUGGAGAGAAAAGAAGGAGAAUCUUCCAAUGAUCGGAAUGAUCGUGCGAUCCGGCAGGCAGUUGAGUGGUAUCAGGAUCAUGUGACCAGGGCAGGUGGAGCUAAGAUUAUCUUACUGACCAAUGAUGCUGAUAACAAAAGACAAGCUGUCAGUCUCAAAUUACAGGCAUUUACAGUUCAUGAAUAUGUUGAGACGUUGAAGGACUGUCAAGGACUGGUGGAUCGUUUAGCGCGCUCAGCUGGAGGGAACGAGAUAAUAGAUGGAAAGAAAACAGAAUACACAGAACAUUUGCCUUUAACGGAACUACAGAGAGGUUUGAAAAGUGGUAAAUAUCUGCAGGGAAGUUUCCAGGCCAGCAGGGAGAACUACCUGGAGGCUAUGGUCAGUGUUCACAAUGAGGAAAAGAUGGUGUUUAUGCAAGGUCACCGUAACCUGAACAGAGCUAUUCACGAUGACAUUGUUGCUGUAGAACUUCUGCCAGAGUCUCAGUGGUCAUGUCCAUCAUCUCUUAUCCUCCAAUCAGAUAUCACAGAAAAGGAUGACGAAUUAGAGGAACAGACAGAGGAAUUGAUGCUAAAGAACAAAGUUCCAAAAGAGUUGCGUCAACCGACAGGCCGUGUUGUAGGCAUCAUCAAGAGAAACUGGCGACAGUACUGUGGUAUAUUACAGCCCAGUAUCAUUAAGGAGAGGACCAGACAUAUAUUCGUUCCAGCGGAGAGACGCAUUCCUCGUCUUUACAUUGAAACAAGGCAGGCAGCAGAUCUAGCCAAUCAGAGAAUAGUGGUCGCCAUUGACUCCUGGCCAAAAAACAGCAAAAAGCCUUUUGGUCAUUUUGUGAGAAAGCUUGGAAACUUUGGGGACAAGGAGACAGAAAACGAGGUGUUACUCCUGGAACAUGAUGUGCCUCACACAGAUUUCUCAGAAAAAGUGUUAAGUUUCCUUCCCAAAAUGCCCUGGUCAAUAACACCUGAGAACAUGAAAAACAGACGAGAUCUGCGUGACUUAUGUAUCUGCAGUGUCGACCCUCCAGGGUGCACAGAUAUAGAUGAUGCCUUACACUGUCGUAAUCUGGACAAUGGGCAUUUAGAGGUGGGCGUGCACAUUGCUGACGUCUCUCACUUCAUCCGACCGGGGACGGCGCUUGAUGCUGAGGCCGCUAACCGAGGAACAACAGUCUACCUCACAGAUCAGAGAAUUGACAUGGUCCCUGGACUUCUGAGUUCUAACCUGUGUUCAUUGAGGGGCAAUGAGGAAAGGCUGGCCUUUUCAGUACUAUGGGAAAUGACAGAGGAUGCUGAAAUUAUCAACACUACCUUCACUAAAAGCGCGAUCAAUUCAAAGGCAGCGUUAACAUAUGCUGAGGCACAGAUGAGGAUAGAUGACAAGGACAUGAAUGAUGACAUCACGCUGGGUUUGCGAGGCUUGAACAGGCUGGCCAAAAUCCUCAAGCAAAAGAGGAUAGACAAUGGGGCUUUGACACUAGCAUCCACAGAGAUCCGCUUCAAUAUUGACAGUGAAACACAUGACCCCAUUGAUGUCCAGGCCAAACAGGUGUUGGAGACAAACUCCAUGGUGGAAGAGUUCAUGUUACUGGCAAACAUAUCUGUGGCUCAGAAACUCGUGGAGGAUUUCCCAGACUGCGCCCUUUUGAGGCGGCACCCUGCACCUCCGCCCUCAAACUUUGAACCUCUGAUUAAGGCAGCUCAGUCAAAGGGAUUCAACGUCAACGUGAAUUCAGGAAAGGAGUUGGCAGACAGCUUAGAGUCUGCUCGCAUCGAGGAUGACCCCUACUUCAACACGAUGUUGAGGAUUAUGACGACGCGCUGUAUGAUGCAGGCGGUCUACUUCUGCAGCGGCAUGAUCCCUGAGGCGGAGUAUCUCCACUAUGGCUUAGCCACGCCCAUUUACACGCACUUCACCUCUCCCAUCCGACGAUACUCUGACAUCAUAGUUCAUCGUCUGCUGGCUGUUGCCAUUGGAGCUGACAGUACGUACCCAGAGUUACUGGACAAACGAAAGUCUCAGUCAUUGUGUAACAACCUGAACUACAGACAUAAGAUGGCACAGUAUGCCGGCAGGUCAUCCGUCAAUCUUCAUACUCAUUUGUUCUUUAAAACUCGUAAAGUUGAUGAGGAGGGCUAUGUUCUGUUUGUGAGGAAGAAUGCCAUCCAAGUGCUUAUUCCCAAAUAUGGUCUGGAAGCUACCAUGUACUUGAAGGGAGAACAAGGGACAAAUAUCUUUACAUAUGAUGAAACUAACAACACACAGACAGCUGGAGAUUGCGUGAUUCAUGUGUUUGACAAGCUGACAGUACAGCUGAGCAUUGACCGCUCAAAUGUUCAGCACCUGAAGCUGUGUGUGAACCUGGUGAAUCCAAAGAUCGCUGGGUUCAGUGUAGAGCCGGCAGGGCCAGAGGUUAGUGGCGAGCACAGCGACAAGGAGCCCCAGAGUAAAAAGCCACGCAGGGCGUAGCAAAGGGAGACCACUAGUGGAUUGAAGGGGACCUCACAAACGUCAUGUUAAAUAUCCACACUGCCGGUGUCAUGCAGAAUCAUUUUAAGAUGUAUUUUUUUGUAAAUAAAUGAUAAGCCUAUGUUUUUAACUUCGAGAAACCAUGUACUUUUAUGAUUGAAAACCAAAAAAUUUUAAAAUCCUGUUAAGAUUCUACUGUAAAAAUAAUUCAUUUUCAGCAGCCAAAUUUUGUUGUUCACAUUUGGGCGCCACACAAAAAAUAGAACUGGUCUUUAUUCACUAACAUAUUUAUUAUACACCAAACAUCAAUGAAUUCAACUUAAAAAUUGAUUAAAGAAAAAAAAUUGGGUUGCUGAGAAUGAAAAUUUGGCACAAAGAUUUAAGGUAGUAAAACAUUAAUAUUUUUUGCCUCUAAAAAUGGAGUGUGAAAUUUUGUCAUUAACCAUGUAUAUUUAUUUACUUUAUUAGAUUGAUUAUGCCGUACUCAAGAAUAUUUCACUUUAUACGAUGGCAACCAGCACUAUGGUGGGAAGAAAACCAUCCUAACCACCUCAUACAACCCCAAAGUACAAUACUGCAUUGUUCCCACUGUUAUAACAGCAUAGGCCUUCAGUGGGUGGGUGAGUGUGUCAUGGGGUCUACAUAUAGACAUGUACCUAUAAUUGUGAAAGUGCUCUCUGACACACUCGCACGCUGGCAAGCUUCCAAACUGCAUUCUCUAGUAUAUAUAUCUGAGCUGAAGCUAAAAUGCAUACAGCCUUUGUGAGAAAUUCUAGUGGUUAAU